Molecule: messenger RNA, 624 nt
Organism: Peronospora matthiolae
Lineage: Eukaryota; Oomycota; Peronosporomycetes; Peronosporales; Peronosporaceae
Source: the annotation of a GenBank genome assembly
AUGACGACCACGAAGUUCUCGCUCCUCAUCCCCCUGUGUCUAGCAGCCCUGGCGCUACUUGUGCAGGCUGAUUCGACUCCCACGAUCACCACCCAAGUGUACUUCGAUGUAGAAAUCGACGGUCAACCCGAGGGUCGCAUCGUCAUGGGUCUCUACGGCGAGGUCGUUCCAAAGACGACGGAGAACUUUCGUGCAUUGUGCACGGGAGAGAUGGGCAUUGGCGAGAGCGGGAAACCCCUCCAUUACAAGGGCAGCAUCUUCCAUCGCAUCAUUCCCCAGUUUAUGGUGCAGGGUGGCGACUUUACUCUCUCUAACGGCAGAGGGGGUGAGAGUAUUUACGGCACCAAGUUUGAAGAUGAGAACUUUGACCUGAAACACGCUGGCAAGGGCACGCUCAGUAUGGCAAACGCCGGCGAGGAUACCAAUGGUAGCCAGUUUUUCAUUUGCACGGUCCAGACUCCGUGGCUCGACGGUCACCACGUCGUCUUCGGACGCGUCGUGGAUGGCAUGGACGUGCUGGACGCGAUGGAAAAAGCGGGCAAUUCAGAUGGAACCCCUUCUAAGGUGGUGACCGUCGCGGACAGCGGGGAGCUGGCCCCUGACGACUUUGUCGAUGUAGAGUAG